Messenger RNA from Eimeria tenella, 207 nucleotides. RefSeq lists its product as uncharacterized. The record is from RefSeq and is a predicted model, not a curated record. Lineage: Eukaryota; Apicomplexa; Conoidasida; Eucoccidiorida; Eimeriidae. Bases 1 to 207 code for a protein of 68 amino acids. The transcript has a single exon.
AUGCCAGAAUGGCAUAUCGGCGAGAUGGUCAAGAGUUACGAGCCAAGCGGGCCCCCUGCGUUUGGCAUCCUCAUGCUGAAAUACGAUUAUCUUCAUGAAGCCUGUCUUAAUGGACUGCGUCUGCGGCAGCAGCACAACCCAGUUGAUCCUGCCGCCCUAGGAAUUGCCCACAGCGGGAAAUGCGACCCAGUGGCUUUGAACCUGUGA